Perognathus longimembris pacificus (Pacific pocket mouse) is the source of this 4054-nucleotide messenger RNA. It is a transcript of the gene Tia1, whose product is annotated as TIA1 cytotoxic granule associated RNA binding protein. Bases 858 to 1715 code for a protein of 285 amino acids. The transcript has 11 exons. The record is from RefSeq and is a predicted model, not a curated record. Lineage: Eukaryota; Metazoa; Chordata; Mammalia; Rodentia; Heteromyidae. Gene Ontology annotation, molecular function: mRNA binding.
GGGCGGAAGAUAAUGGGUAAGGAAGUCAAAGUGAAUUGGGCAACAACCCCCAGCAGUCAAAAGAAAGACACAAGCAGUAGUACCGUUGUCAGCACACAGCGUUCACAAGGUAAUUGUAUCUUCUUAAACAUAAAAUGAAAUCUCUUGAAAGGGUAUUCACUAACCACCUGAAGUUUUUAUGUUUGAUAUUGUGGUGGGAGGUGGGAGGGAGGAGGUAGUAUUUCUAUUUGUCUCUUUGGCAAUAUUUUUCCCCCUUCUUCCCAGUGUUGACCAAGUGUGGCUUGUCCACUAUUUUGUUGCUAGUUCAAGCUCUCUGUCCCCCUUGAUAGCAGCUGGUGUCUUAGAAAUACUUUCACCAUCUAAAGGGCAAGAUACCCUACUUCCCUGAGGUCACCUGGGCUUCAUACCCACAUCUUCCAAGGCUCGAGUUGCUCCUGAAACAGUGUUUUCCGAAGAGCAACCCAAUAUGUUGCUUAAGGCCUGCCACAUAGGGGUAACUUUUCUUUCCAAAUGUACUUUGUCAAAUUUGGUGUGUGUGUGUGUGUGUGUGUGUGUGUGUGUGUGUGUGUGUGUCUGUUUUUAAGUAGUCAUCGAAACAUUUUGCAUUUCUUAAAUGUUUCUUUUUUUUGAGAAUUGUCUUUUAAAAAAAAAACUUCACAUAUGGGAUGAUAUUUUUCUCCAAUGCUUUUUUUAAUGGUUCUGAUAUAAAGUGAAGGGAUUACUGUUUUCAUUCUGUUGCCUUCAGUCUUAGUUCACUUGCACAUGGAUUCACAUAAACUGAAUGGUGUAAUGUCUGGGCAACCAAAACUGUUGGCUUUUGAGAAAACUGUCAAAUACUUUAACAUCAAACUGUUGCAAUGCAAGAUCAUUUCCAUGUGUUUGUUGGUGAUCUCAGUCCAGAAAUUACAACUGAAGAUAUAAAAGCAGCUUUUGCACCGUUUGGAAGAAUAUCAGAUGCCCGAGUGGUUAAAGACAUGGCAACAGGAAAGUCUAAGGGAUAUGGCUUUGUCUCCUUUUUCAAUAAAUGGGAUGCCGAAAACGCCAUUCAACAGAUGGGUGGCCAGUGGCUUGGUGGAAGACAAAUCAGAACUAACUGGGCAACCAGAAAACCUCCAGCUCCAAAGAAUACAUAUGAGUCAAAUACAAAACAGCUAUCAUAUGAUGAGGUUGUCAGUCAAUCUAGUCCAAACAACUGUACUGUGUACUGUGGAGGUGUUACUUCUGGAUUAACAGAACAGCUAAUGCGUCAGACUUUCUCACCAUUUGGACAAAUAAUGGAAAUUCGAGUCUUUCCAGAUAAAGGAUAUUCAUUUGUUCGGUUCAAUUCCCAUGAAAGUGCAGCACAUGCAAUUGUUUCUGUUAAUGGUACUACCAUUGAAGGUCAUGUUGUGAAAUGCUAUUGGGGCAAAGAAACUCUUGAUAUGAUUAAUCCUGUGCAACAGCAGAAUCAAAUUGGAUAUCCACAAGCUUAUGGCCAGUGGGGACAGUGGUAUGGAAAUGCACAACAGAUUGGCCAGUACAUGCCUAAUGGUUGGCAAGUACCUGCAUAUGGAAUGUAUGGCCAGCCAUGGAACCAGCAAGGCUUUAAUCAGACACCAUCUUCUGCACCUUGGAUGGGACCAAAUUAUGGAGUGCAGCCACCUCAAGGACAGAAUGGCAGCAUGUUGCCUAGUCAGCCUGCGGGAUACCGAGUAGCCGGGUAUGAAACCCAGUGAAAAAGGACUUCAGAACCUAAAGCCAGUGGCUUGAGGCUACAGAAAGUAUAGUAAAGCCAGUUGUUUACUUAAAGAUUUAUCAAAUCAGUCAGUGCAAAUGUCAGAUACAAUGUAUUUAUUUUAAAAAUUCAUUUUUUAAUCAUGAAAUUACUUAUCAUCCACACUGUUUAAAAAGAAACAAGAUGCUGGAUGUCUGCCAAUUUUUGCCUUCAUUAACUUUUCUGAUAAAGUUUUUCAGAUCCUUGUUUCAAGUAGAAAUGCAGGGAUUGCUGCCACUUUUUAAAAAUUAAGAGGCAGAAAAUUGCACAAUUUUGAACUUUUUUCCACUAAAGUAGUGUGCAGUUUUAGUUUGCAUUCCUGGUAUGAUUUAAAACAUAAUAUAAAAAUUUUAAAAAGAAAAAGAAAAACCAAACCUGUGCAAAGUCUAGAAGUUCUUUGUAAUCUUUAAGCUUGUGCACAAUUUUCUUGUAGGAUAAAAAACAAAUAGGCAUUGUUUCAGCUAUUCUAUCUUCUUUAUUAUCCUUUAGGUUUUUUAAAAAUAUAAAUUAUUAGUUUACAUCAUUUUUAUAUUCUACAUUUUUUCACAAGUUUGUCCUGCCUUAUUAAAGUUCUAUAAAAUACACAAAUGGAAAGGAAUGAUGCUUACUUAGAUUGAAACUUUUCUCAGAUGGAUUGAUAAUUGUAAUUCAUUUUGUGUUUUAUAUGAGAAGGUGCCUCAAGACUUCCCUGUCAGAUUUGUUUAAAGGACUUUUAUCUUCUAUGACAAACUUCGCUGUGUACCAGUAUGGAACUGUAAAAACAAAAACUUGUUAAUAAGGAAAAUCUCUGAAAUGUGAUGUUCUUAUGCCAUGUCAAUUUUAUGUGUCAACUUCUACAUUUACAUGUAUUAUUUCCUUAAUGUAAAAUGUUUUAGCAAGUUAAUAUUUUUGCACAGUUAGCAAAUUUUGUGUCAUUUUCUUCUUUAAGGCAUCAUUCAGAGUUGACAUGAGAUUUAGAAGGUUUUAAGUUGUGUGCAUGUGAAUAUCAAAUACAUACUUUGGUAGUCUUGGAAUACAAAGUCAUUUGCUCUUGUUUUUGAAGAAUUUUGAGAUACAAAGUCAUACGUAAAGGAAUAUAUUAAUUUGCUGUUUUCUAGUUAGAUUUACUUAAAAGAGUAAAUCAACUUAAUUUUAAUGUGUACAAAUGAUAGCUGUGAAACUGUAGAAUAUUCUUAUGUCAGGCUUGGAAUUCAUUGUGAACUCCAAAAUUAACCUGAAGGACCAGCCAGGCAAAGCUUUUUUUCUUUUUAAAUGUUCAGAGGCCAAAAGAUAAAAACAACUGCAACAAAAAACACACAAACCUUAAAAUCCUACCUCCUUAAAUAGUCUUCAAAGAAGCGAAUCCUCAGUGCAAUCAUUAUUUUGAUUUUUUUUUCACCUAUCUUGGAGUUUCCAACUUCGUUAUAUUGGAAUGGCUCCAGGCAUUAAGAAGUUGAAUCUUUGAUGGCAUUGUUCUCCUUUUGAAAUUUAUCGUACAUUUCAGUCUCUCAGAAGAGUUGUGGGAGUUUUGGUUUUGUUUUGUUUCAGAAAAGGUCACAAACCUCUUUCUCCUCCUCCUUGACUCACAGAGAGGAAAGAUCCCUUGUAUAUGUAUUUUAAUGGCUGGUUAGAGAGCUCCUAGCAUUUUAUUUAGGAACAAAAAAGAAAGGUCUGAGAAAUCUUAAAAGUUUCCUGGCCUGUGUCUUCCUGGUUGGAGCAAAUGACUCUAGGUUAGUCUCUAAACCAAUACAUCCCAGUACCCAAAGCCCAGGAAAGACAGCACUAAGCGUAAAAUUCUCUGGAGCUCAAUUCUAUGCAGUCAUACUGAUGUUUCAUAAGUCACUGUGUAUUUUUAAGUAUUGAUACAUUAAAAUUUGCUUUAUGAAAGAUGAGUAAUUUUUUAAAUAUUUAGAAACUUUGGAAAUGUUAUUUCCUUGGUAACUUCUACAGAUCAGGGCAUACAACCAUACAUAGCUUAAUUUAAAUACUAAAAAAUAAAUCAGGAAGCUACUUUUAGAUUCUUCUGGCUUAUGUUUCUUUUUUAAGGACUCAUUAUUUUCUCCUAUUAAAAAACAGUUUUUAUUUCCUGUGUAUCUCAUGGACUGCAGGACAAUUUAUUUGGACAUAAGUAAUUAAAUCUGAACAAAAGUAUGGUUUUCCUUUCAUUUUGGCUAUUUCAUGUAAUAUCAUUUUCUUUGGGCCCGAGUGCUAUCCCUGAGCUUUUGUGCUCAAGGCUAGUGUUCUACCAUUUGAGCCACAAUUCCCCUUCCAGCUCUUUUUGUAGUUUUUUGGAGGUGAGAGUCUCAUGGACUUUCCUGCCCG